Messenger RNA from Schizophyllum commune H4-8, 1116 nucleotides. RefSeq lists its product as uncharacterized. The transcript has a single exon. Lineage: Eukaryota; Fungi; Basidiomycota; Agaricomycetes; Agaricales; Schizophyllaceae. Bases 1 to 1116 code for a protein of 371 amino acids. The record is from RefSeq and is a predicted model, not a curated record.
AUGCCGCUGCCGCGCGUCGAAGUCCUGGACAUUUCGCUUCUCACAGCCUCCAAGGGACGCAGCGCAGACGUCCUCAAGCUGAUGGUCUCUGCCCUUCCCCGAUGGAAGACUUGUGCGGUCCCCAAUGCUCUGACGCGCUCCAUGUCGGGCAUGGGAUCUUCACCGGAUCUCCUCGAACGAGUGGAAGUCAUUGGAUCGAUCUGGCAUCGCUUGGACAGCGAGAUUUUCAACAGAGCGCCGUGCUUGUACGCUUGGACAGGGCCGUUCACUGAGCUUCCCUGGGCCCAGCUCAGCGAGCUCAACAUCACGGAGUUCACGGUGGUGGGGCACACGUUCACUCACGUCCUCUCCGUCUGUCCGGCACUAGUUAAGCUUCGCCUUUGCCUCUGUCGCGACCCAGGCUGGCUGGAAGGGCAGCCCCGCACACUCCCGCGCUUGGAGGCAGCGAACUUCACCGUGGGCAAUCCCAAUAUCUUCGCGUUCAUGUUCAGCAAGCUGACGACACCGAGACUGAAAUAUCUCGAGUUGAAGGGCGUCAGUAAGGCAGACCCCGGUAGUCGCCCCGGGAACGCGCGCCGGAUGCUCCAGCUGGAUAGCUGGCCGCUGUCGGAGUUCACCGACUGGCUCAGCCGCUCGCAGUGCACCAUCGAUGCUCUUUCCCUGUUUACGAUCGCUAUGCCCAGAGCCCACGUCGUCGAUAUUUUGGAGCGUCUGCCAUCGCUGCAAUCCUUCACGAUCUGGGAGGACUUCGAGGCUGAUUCCGCGUGGGCGGAAGUUGCAGACGAGCCUGUUGUGUACUCCUCGAUUGACAACGGUUUGCUACGCCGUCUUACUGCUGUCGACACCGCCGCACCCUCUCUCCUCCCUCAACUCAAGAGGCUGUCAAUCAAAGGCGAGCUUCGACUUAGCUAUUCCGCGCUGCUGGAUAUGGUGAAGUCACGCGCGACGCCACGCUUGGAAUAUCUCAGUAUAUAUGCAGGAGCGGAAUCACAGCCAGACGACAUGGACGAGGACACCAAAAUACAGCUUCGGCUGGCUAUAGGGAACGAGGGAAUUAUGGAAUUUGAUUCCAGUGCUUCAAUUUCCAAGGGUGUGGACUUCAAACCGAUUCUAUGA